ACACACGAACGCACGGACCUUGAAACUUGGCCUGAGUCAAAACACGAACAAACACGAGCGCCGAUCCCAUCCUAGAGCCAGCAGACUGUCACUGUUUUCUCGCCACCUCGGCAGGGCACGGCGGUCUGGGACGUCAAUUCUAGCCGAAUUGUUCAGAUUAAGAUGAGAAGCUAGAUGGUGUUGUGCCUGGCCAAGACAGCAGCACAAUAUCCCAUGGCAGGGAGUGAGGUAAAGGAGGUGAUCCCUACCCUGGAGGACAUCACCUGCCCCAUCUGUCUUUCAUUGUUGCUGGAGCCUGUCACCCUCCCCUGCCACCACUCUCUCUGCCUCUCCUGCUUUCAAGAGCAUGUGUCUGUUACCUCCCUCUUCUGUCCACUAUGUCGCACUAGAAUAAGUGUUUGGGUGAGGAAAAACACCAAGACUAACACACUGGUGGAUGCCAAGCUGUGGACUGCCAUUCAGAAACAUUUCCCUGCCCAGCUUGAGGCACGACAAGCCGGCAAGGAUAUUUCAGGUGCUACCCAGGAGGUGCAACAGAAAGUGUGUGAGCCUGGAGAGAUCCGGCAGGAGUACGAGAGCUUCCUGGCACAGGAGACUCAGGAGGCCAUUCAGAGAAAGAACAAGGAGGAGAUUGCAUCCAUAAAAUUAAUUCAGCAGCUUCAGGAGGAGGAAAGGAUACGACAGCAGGAACUUCAGCAGCAGCAGCAGCAUGUGGCUCAAGAGGAUUUCCUGCUGGCACUCAAGCUGGAGGAGGCAGACAAGGCCCUGGCUCACUCACGGCAGAAGGAACUGCAGGAUCUCUGUGCACAGGAUGAAGAUUUUGCACGCCAUCUGGAAGUGGUUGAGAGCCGGUCACCAAAGUUGCCAUCUCAGAGCAAGGCUGACAGUGGCUCCAGAGGGGUGUCAGCCUCACCUAAGGGACCCAUGGACCUCUUCCUAGGCCAGAAGGGAGUGAUUAGGGGCCACCAGUCUCCAGCCUCUGUCCUCAGCUCCUCUGACACCAACACAAUGGCCACGCAGGAACCCUCAACACCUGAUUCAAGGGAGCCAGCCAUCAAGCGCCUCCCCAGCUGCAGCUCAGAGUCAGAGAGUGAAGAGUCACCAUCCUGCCGCCACCUAUCAUCUGCACCAGGCAAAGAGAACCUCAAGCGAGGGUGGCGCGGCAGUCCAGUCCGACAGGCGGAGGGAUCCAAAGGCAGACGGCCAGGUCACAGCUCUGUUCAAAGGGAACUCCAGUUGAGUCCUGACAUAGACAGUUACUGUGUUAGCAGCAGCAUGGCCAAGCAGCAAGACUGUGGCACUUCUGGGUCUCCAAAGGAAGAAAAAAGUACAGAGGUGGAGGAGGAGGAAAUUGUGGCAAGGGAGGAAGAGGCAAGGAAUAGUGAUAGUGAUGACAGUACUGAAGACCCAGCACCAGAUGUCUCCUUCCUGCUGAAGUGGGAAAAUGACAAGGAAUCACUGGCUGCUCUGUUGUCUGAGCAGCAGCGUGCAGAGGCCCAGUUGCAGCAGGAAUUACAUGACCGUCUCCUGGCCGAAGCCUUACAAGAGGAACUCAACAGUCAAGCUAAGAGGGUGUUACGGAUGAAAGGUUCAGGAGACGAGUAUGCCCUGAGACACAGGACCAAGGCUGCUGAUCUCUCCCAGCAUCAGCCAGGGCCCAGUAGAAGAGACAGUGCUAAGAGACAGGCCACACUGUCUGAAGUCUUUUCUAAGCGUCACAAGAGUGUGUGAUCCUUGUGUUUUGUGCUUAACUUUUGUUGUGUUGAAUUGCCAUUACCUCACACAAAGCAUUUUGCAGCACAGGGACUUCUGGUAAGUUCAGUGUCGGAAAAGGGCUUCUGCAUUCAGAGAUAUUAAAUGUGACAGUGCUGAGCAAAUGUUACAAGUUGAAUGUAUUAUGUACAUAGCAUAUUUAUUACAAAUCACAUUCUGCAGACUAUUUUGAAUGACCACCAACAAUAGGAGCUCAAAUUAUAUCUCUGAAUACAUGUACCAUGCAGGCAGUAUUCCCAGCUCUCUUCUGUGCUCUUAAGUCCUUCACUGCUAAGGGCAUGGAAUUACUCUGCCACUGUAUGACUCCUCAGCUAUUUAAAAUGGAAAGGUGCAAUGACCUGCACUUACACCCCACUGAGAAGUGUCAGCCAGGCCAUGACUUGACUUGUGCUAGGUUAUUUGAUAGAGUUGAUAAAGAGAUGGACCUUCAGUAAUGCCUUCUCUACUAACAGAUGUAUAAAAACUCAUUUUAAAAGGCUUACAAUAUUAAUUGUCAGAGAAAUAUAUUGAAAAUAAAUUUUAAAAAAAUAAGAUGGUGGUCUUCAAGAAAGAAAUAUGUAUUUUGAAAGGAAUUUAGAACCCCAUAUAGAACAGCAGCUGGUGACAAGAUGUGAAAGUCAAACUGAAUGAGAAAAAUAAUGAAAAGAUAGAUGAGUUUAGACUUGGUUGAGUCCUUUGCAAACAUAGAUGAUGAAAGGCAAGAUAUGAAUUAGAGCAUUACCGGUAACAAAAAUGGUAGAAUUUUUUGUGGUAUAUGAUGAAAUGCAAGACAGAGGGUUCAGGGAUCAAGGAGGUAAUGGAUGAUAACAUAAGUGCCAACACUGACGAUGAUAUGGAUGAGUCUUUUAAGAGAUGCUUAUGGUAUGAAGAGGAUGAAUGGUGAAAAUAAGUAGAGUGUAUGUGGAAGGGUACAUCAGUUAAUGGUGAGUGAACUAUUGUGCAGUGAUGGAGGUGGUCAAAUGCAGCACCUUCAGAUAGUAUGGUUAUAUGGAGAGAAUGGAGACACCAUGAGAUGUGCAAGGGAGUAGUUGCUUCAGGUGUGAGAGGAAAACUUGCAUUAAAAAACAGAUAAGUGUUGGUACACCUGAGAGAGAGGAAGGAAGGGAGGAAAGUUGAGGAAGAGGGAAUAGGCAAGAAUGGAGUGCAGGAGCAAGUGGACAUUGCCAUGAUCACUCCUUUGAAUGAGUUUCAAGGAAUAGGCUUCAGUAUAGUGCAGUACUCAGACUACAAAGGCUCCAGAACUGAUGAUCAUUAUGGUCAUGAUGGCCAAGGUACUGUGCUUGGUUCUUGCAGUCACAGGUUCAAAGUGUGCGUGUGUGUGUGUGUGUGUGUGCACGCAUCAUAUCUUGGCUACCCACCCUCAUGGUAUCAUCAGCUUGGUGUAUAGAUGGUUAUGCUAAUGUAUAUAUACAUAUACAGUAUUAAUGUACAAAUUAAAAUAAGAAUAUGUUUUGAUAUAGUUAUAGUAGUAAAUAGUGAAGACUUUAUGUAAAAGUGAAUCUAAGCUUUAUUUCAAAUUAAUGCAAUAAUCCCCCUUAUCUAAAAGGAACAUUUUACAUUACAAUUCUUGUGGUGUGAACAAUUAUUCCCAGCAGUGCAUUACGCAUCUCUAAAGUUGACAAUGCUUGACUCAGUGAGACUUUUCCAUUCCAUUAUAUUUGCAGAUACAUGAAUGAUUGCUUUAGUUCAUUGGAGAAAACACACAAUGCUGUAGACUUGGAGACUUGAUGGGGUGAUUUGUUUACUGCAUUCAUCUACACUAGUCUGCUGUGGGAUAUGAUUCAUCCCAACCACAGUGUGCAGUGGUGUAAGAAUGCCUCAGUUCGGGAUUUUGUAGUACCUUAUCUGCCUACAAUGUUUGUUAAAUUUUCUUUCCAUGUGUUUUUACAUUAAAUUUUGUAAUGCUUUGGCAUGCAAAACCUA
Scylla paramamosain (green mud crab) is the source of this 3696-nucleotide messenger RNA. RefSeq names its product E3 ubiquitin-protein ligase RNF168-like. Gene Ontology annotation, biological process: double-strand break repair. Gene Ontology annotation, molecular function: metal ion binding; nucleosome binding; ubiquitin-protein transferase activity. Lineage: Eukaryota; Metazoa; Arthropoda; Malacostraca; Decapoda; Portunidae. Gene Ontology annotation, cellular component: nucleus; site of double-strand break. The transcript has 12 exons. The record is from RefSeq and is a predicted model, not a curated record. The coding region runs from base 175 to 1731 and encodes 518 amino acids.